Molecule: messenger RNA, 6838 nt
Organism: Phlebotomus papatasi
Lineage: Eukaryota; Metazoa; Arthropoda; Insecta; Diptera; Psychodidae
Product: mucin-2
Exons: 6
Coding region: 1254-4934 (1226 amino acids)
Source: RefSeq, a predicted model, not a curated record
CAAUUCAUAAAGCAGAGUGUCCAAUAUUUCGGGGUGAAUAGGAUUCUCUCUGUUUCAUGCUCUUGGAAAGGAGGAAAGCACACAUUCCUAGGACAAAAGGGACUAAAAAUUUCUACUUUUGCACAGUUCUACGGUGGUCCUCAGGAUAAAUGUGAGUGCAAUGUGAAGUUAAGUGUGGACAAUUUACUGCAUUAAUCGAUAUCCUGUUGUUUAUUGAUAAUUUUUCAAGUUUCACUUUAAUUGAAAAUUCAUGUUAAAUUCAUUUUCUUGUGUGCAAAUUAUUUGUGAGAUUGUUAGGUGAAAGCUAAUAUUUCUUGCCUAAUGUGCUUAAUCACAUGAACUUCCUUUUUAUACACUAAAAGUUUGUGAAUUCAGAACGUGCUUGGAAGGCAUAUUUAACUGCAAGGAAAAUCUAGUCUCGAAGGAAAAAAGGCCUGAAAAAAAAGCUCUCAAGGGAAAGCACAAGAACUUUCCCAAGACUUGAAGAGUCCUCCGUGUGUGUGUAUAUUUUUGUGUAUGAGAGCUUGAGAGUGUGUUCCGCGUGCUAUCGACAAGACAAUAAAACAUAAUUCCUUGUGAAGGGUGCCCUUUUAUCGACUACUUAAAGGCUGGGUAACUCAAAAAAAGGAUUAUUUGAAAUCACAGCUAUAUAUUGGUUGCCAUUCUUCAGGGUACACCAUGAAUGACGAAAGGGAAAUGACCAAGAAAAGCCGAUUGAAAAUUUGUGUAAAAAAAAUUUAAUUUAGACUUUUAAGUGUGAUUAUUUGGUUUUUGUGCAAAUUUCUCACUAUUUUUCUCCUGAAAAAAUAUCAAUGAAGGGGUAAUGAAUGUAUAAAUAAGUGAUUUUUGUAUUAUUUGAUAAGCUCAAUAAAAAGUUCCCACCGAAAAUGGCGUGCAUGCUAUGAUAAGAAAAUCGACAGUGAAAGCUUACCAGGCGCCUCCACCGUUUCGUGCCAUCUGAGAGUUGAUUUUGGAGAAGCUUUGUAAGACUUUAUUGUGUGGUUUGUGAGCACCAAAUUUUCCCAAAAUAUAUAUCUAAAAUUAGAAGACACUAUUUGUGAAAGUGCGUAGAGGGUGGCAAAAUGGUUUGGAAGAUGCUCGAUAAGAAAUGUAGAAAUUUACGUGAACGCAUGGUUAAAAUGUGAAAAUAUGGGCAAGGGCAUUGAAGUAGUAGUGAUAGUUAAACCCAGUGUACAGAAAAAUUUGAUACACUGCCAAGUAGAAUUGUGAGCCACAACCCAUCCCAAAAGGACAUGGAACAGCAUCAGCAAGAAUCCUCGAGCAAGAAGCAGAAGCGACUGGGACCAGCUCCCAUUGCUUCAGUGGAGUCAGUGGAUAUUGGGUCGUCGGAUGAGGUGAGGCAAAAAAUGGAGAGUGGUGGUUCUGGGGAAGGACGCUUGCCCGAAAUACGUGAACAUCCAACGACCCCGAGUACCAUACCAGGCGUCUCCACUGCAACGACAUCGAAAAGUGCUGGUGGAUCGAAUUUGAGGGUGUCUAUAUCGCAUCCCACCCCGAGAAUAGACAUUAGUAGAGCGUCUAGUUCCUCCCACCAGGACAGCCGCGAUAGCAGUCCGGAAAAUGUUUUUGAACAGAUCGGCACGGGAACACUUCAGGAGGUCGCUCCUUUUGGGUUGGGCUUCGGUGAGGAUGGAGCCUUGGAAUUGCGUAGCUCCACAGAAGAGCUCUACUUCAUGGAGCCGGAAAAGGGCAUGACAGAACGUGAAAAACCAUCACAACAGGGCCCCAGCCAGUCACCUAUCUUGUUCAAGUUCGACGAGCAACAGCAAGCAUGUCUUCAACAGAAUCAACGCAAGGAUUCUGCAAGUUCAGAAGUUGCUGCACUGCUUUGUAUUUCUGGGCGCACAAGUCGCAUCUCUAGCGUAGGAAGUCAGGGAUCAGCAGCAAGCCGGUUGUCAGCUGUCUCAGGGGUUUCACGAUCACCUUCACCACAUCGAAUGCUGCUUGAGACUUCAUUCUGUGGCCCUAAGCCUCUGGAUGGUGCAAUAGAAGGGGGCAUUGUAAUGAGUACUGAACCUCCUACUGUGGAGACCCUAGAACACAUAAUUCUUGCAAGAAAACAAGAUCCAACACAAGCAGUCUUGGCUGAGGGUAUCAAAAUCGACAUGUCCACGCCUAAGAAGACUGAUCCCAAGUCUAAUGGUACGAUUAUUGAGUCGACAGCGAAACGGAAAGAGCCUCUCAAAACAGCACCAGCGGCAGGAGGAAGUGUCGUAAGAGGUGCCCUUGCGAAAAAGACUGCUGCCGCUUUUGGACGACGUGAGCCACCUAAGGCAAUUCUAGGCGUCACAAAGAGUGGCACUGAGUACAUUAGAAUCAAACUUAAACCGGACCAUCUCUACCAGGACAAUGGACUGGCAGAGAAUGAGACUGUGAUUGAUGCUCCGCUUUCGGAGGUGCUCAAGAAACCCCUAUCGUUGAGUCUCAAGCCUCAAGAGACAAAGCGAACAGACGAGAUCACACGCCAUCCUGAGCAGAAAGCUCUGGCUUCGCCGAAACCAGCACGUCAUACUGCCCUUGCUAGAGACUCAGGUAGUCGUUCACCAUCCCCGGCAACAGUUACGAUCUCACGAAAGAGUUCCUUCUGCUCGUUGUUCAAAACUAAAGAUGCCACCGGAAGCCCUGAGUCACCAACGAUUUUUCACCGAAAAAAGAGCAAAGAGCCCGAUGACACCACAACACCUAGUCGAUCACGGAGUAAGAGUGGUGAUCGAGACGCACCAGCACAACCAACUGUGACGCCGAGCAAACAAAAAUCCGUGUUAGCAAUAUUUAAGCCACGUCGAAGUGGUUCAAAAUCCAAAUCUGCUUCACCUGUUGAACCAGAACCAACAUCAGGGAUUGAAAUGACCAACGUGGAAUUUCAAUUUCAAGCCUCUAAUCAACCACCACGACCAAGGAGCCAACUGAGAUACUAUGACACCCCUCUGGAUGGUAGUAGCAUUCAUAUUCCUCUUCAUACUCCUCCAGACGAGAAAGAUAAUUUCCAGUCCCUGCCCACGACAGCGAUACAAAUGACUUCAUUUACUCCAAUACCCUAUCAGCAAACCAUCCAUCCAACACCACUGCCAGAUAAGCCGAAAGAGACGCAAAAACCUCAACGAAUUGAAUACCCGGACGGAAGUAUACGUAUACCCUUGCAUUCGCCUACAGAGGAGAAGGAGCGCGAGAGUCUUUGGAGUAUCGAAGCACAACGUCAUAGCAGUCAAGAAAGCCAGGAGACAGUAAUAUCAACACAGGUGGCAAUGGAAAGACCAAGAAAGGUGUCGAAACCUUCUCUUACAGACACAGAACCCCUGCCCUUAGUGCAAAAUGGAUCAGUUGUUAGUGCAGAAUUGAUACCCUCUGCACCAUCAGCUCCACCACCAACUCCAGCUUCGGCAAAUGUAAAGGAGAAAAAGCAUAUUGUGUUCACGACGAAAAUAGGUAGCGGUAGUGAGGAACAGCUCUUUUGCACUCAAUUUAGUCUGUCAAAGACUGAAAGUCUUUCAAGCCAACUGUCGGAACAAACGUCUCAGCUUGAGAGCCCCAAAGAACCCCCUACAGGAUCUCAGAAGAGUCCUCCAAAAUUGGUGGCCAUGAGGCGCCAAAAAGAUUCAUCUGAUGAAAGCAGAAGGAAGUCUAAAAGCAGUAGCCAAUCGACAGAAUCUAUUAAAGAGGAACCCAUUGCCACACAGUGUUCGGUAACAGUUCAGAUGCCACAGCAAUCUAAAUUGCGAGAAGAAGCCAUCAAUACCAAUAGACAUUCACGCUAUAUUGAAAAUAUUGAUCAAAUUAUGGAAGAGCAGAAAAGAAUUCACAUGGCCAUACAACAUAGUAAGAAGUCAGAUCUAGCAUUUAAAGAGGAACCAUUCAAACUCCCAGAUGAUCAUUCAAAAUCAGUUUCCAAACCCAGCUCUGUGGAAAUAUCUCCAAAAGAGGAAAUAGGUACAGUGAAGGAGACACAAACACAAACGGUAACGGAAUGUAGUACCCAGAAGAAAGUUACCCCUAGAUUGGAUUCACUCAGAGGUUCAUCUGAAAGUGACCGAGAGGAUGCAACAGAUCCAACGGAUACACGUGGUAGGCAUCAUCUUACCCGAAGUGUUGCUGAAGACCAUGAAAGCGCUGGUCUUGUGUCACAGGAAUCUUACGACGAUGAACUUCCCUACGUACCUACAACUCUGCCUGAGGAACGAUCCGUUGGUGUUACUAUCAUUCCUAUCAAGGAACGUGCACAUAUGGAGCUUCGCACUUGUCCUGUUGAACGGCCUCGUUCCACAACGCCUAUUAAUCCCAGUUGCCUCGAGGAAUACUGUGGCACACCUGGAGCCGAGACACCAGAACCACCAACUCCCAAACUCCGCAUUUCUUUGCCUAGACGAGAUUCUCGUGGUGAAAUUAGAGGAUCGAAAUCUAAGUCUCCACGUCGUAUCUCAACCCCAUCCGGUAAAAGUUGGUUCGAAUUUGCUGAACAGGGAAUCAAGGGAAAUGUUGGAGAGGGAUCCAGAAGGAGUUCUGGUCAUCCAGAUGAUGAUACCCCGCCGCCACCAUUACCACCACGCAAAGGACAAUCUUCCAGUCAAUGGAUCAACUUUGAGAACAUCCCCGAAAAGAGAAAGCCUCCCAAAAGAAUAACAACUCUGCCUAGUGCUAAGGAUUCCAGGAGUGGGUCUCCACCUGUGCAGUACAAUUACGUAAACCCUGAAGAGUGUCAAUGCGAAUGUCAUGAAUCGGGUCGUGAUGGGGGAUCUGCUUCAACUACCAGACUACCAGAAUCUGAGGAGGAGGAACAAGCACCACCAGAAGAUACGCAGCCACUUCUGGAUGAAGGAGAACCAGGCGAGGUGGAAGGAAUUAGUGACUCUUCAAUGGAUCAUUUAUUGUCCAGCAGUCGGUCUUCAGGACCUGGAAAAUCUUUCUCACGGAAAUAAACUUAAGUAACUGAUUUUUCCAUUUCUGCAGGGAAUUGAUACUAUUUACUAUGUAAAGAGAAGCUAAUUUUUUGUGGAUUUAUCAUCAUUCGAGACUCCUUCAGUGCUUUUUGGGAGCUUUUACUACUUCAUCUGUCGACGUGCAUUCUUUUUCUGUGGAAUACACACCACAUUUUCUAUGGACAUUUUAUUUGAGAGAUAUUUGAAGGAGAAAAGUAAAUAUCUGUGAUCCGUGACAGAAUAAUCCUGAAUCCAUCCUUGAAAGUCCCUUAGAAAAAAAUCACUACAACAAAAAAAAAGACACUCAAUACACAUUAAGAAUUUCUCGUCAUGCUUCACAAUUCAUCUUUCACAAAUCUUCUUUCACCUCCUUUUCUUCUCUUCUAUAUAGCAAUACAAGACAAAAAAAAUCUAUAAUGUAAAAUGAAACUUUAAUAAUAUUCAUGUUGUAGGAUAUAAAAAGGAUAAAUAAAAGAAGGAAUUCAAAAACAAAAAUUAACACUUUAAGGAUAUCAUGUGAAACUUCCUUUUUUUAGAUAAAUUUUAUUGAAGGGUAUAAAUAAUUUUUUAGGUUUUUAUGGAAAACGAUCAUUAACCCAUACAAAACGGGUUUAAAAAUUUAUCUGAAAAUCUAGGAAAAUUUUACAAAAUUCAAUCUUUCUCAUCAUAUUUAUAUUUAUCUCUGGAUGUGCAUUUUAUAGCAUUGGAAAAUAAAAAGCAUUGUUUAAUAAAAAAGAAUAUCGCAUCGCAAAAUGUUAAAGAUGAGAGAAAAAACGCAAUAAUUCUUAUAUAUUCUUUGAAGUAUUAAAAAAAAUAAAUCGUACGUUUACGAUAUGUAAAUUCAACUUUGAAACUAAAAGUAAAAUUGAAAAUUAUAGUUAUUUAUAAAUGAUGAAAAAUCUUAUGAUUGGGAAAAGUAUUUAGAUAAAGACAAAUCAGUAGAAAAUAAUUAUGCUAUUUUGCCCAUUUGUUGUUCCUCUUCGUUCGAUGAGAAGAAAAGCAUGACACGUCAGCAUUAGAAAAUUAUCCGCUAAAGUUGCUUAUCAUUUUAAUUCAUUAUCAAAUUAAGAAAUUAAUAUUAUAAAAGAUUAGAAAAAAAACAGUUACGCAAUAAAUGUUUAUCACGGAUUUCCCUCCCGUAAGACGAGAAAAAAACAAUGGGAUCAGUGGAGAUUAUGUUUUUAAUUUACCAGAUUUCUUUUUAAUCUCAGAAAAGAUGGUAAGAAAAAUCACAUAGAAUUUUCUGAUUCUCUUCAUUCCCCUUUUUUAUUCGAAUAUACCAAUUGAAUUGAUUUAGCAAGGCGGAAAAUAACUGAAAAGGACAGAGAGAGAUUUUUCUGAAUCCACUUCAUCAAAAGAAUAAAUCGUCAACACGAAUUUAUCAUGGAAAUCGAGAACAAAGAAUGAAGAAAAGAAUAUUAUCAAUAUUGAAAAAAAUAUAACUUCGAGAACCUUAACAAAAAGAAAUCAACUUUAAUUGUACGACAUUCCUGAAAAAGUGUUCUUCGAGUGAACUCUCUUGUUAUUUAGAAAACGUAAAAAAAAUGAUAACCCAAAAAUUAUUAAUAAAAAUCGAUUAUUACUAUUUUAAAUCCUAUUGAAAUAUUUAAUUUAUUAUUAAUGACAAAGAAAUCGUGGUGAAAUCUUUGAAGAGCGUUUAGAAACAAAGGAUAAAAAAUAUAUUUAUGAACAUUUUGUGAUUGUUAAAGUAUUUAAAACAAAACUUAUUUCAUAAUCUCAAUAUUGACUAAUACCUACUUAUAAAAUAAAAUGAAUACAAAUAUUAUGAAAAAAAUCAUAUAUUCAUUAUAGGAAAGAUCAUAAAACAUGUGGCUGAUCGCAGAAAAAAAUGUAAAAGUCAUUUAUCAGAUGAAUCAAUAAAAAAAUACAUGAAAAGAUCGCAA